AUGUCCUCAUCUAGCAAAUCACGAGGACGUGGUCGAGCUCGACCCAUUCAAUCAAAAGAAACCGAUACACCAGGUGGUUUACAAGAUUAUCCCGAUUCUGAAAUAGCAUCAUUUAUUUCUCAAGGAAGUGAGAUUAGUGAUGUGCCACAACAGACUAGUGAAGCUAUACCGCCUGAUGAGCAAUCUCGAGCGGAAAAACCUCGCCGUGGAAAUCCACCAAAAGUAAUGCCAGGAGCACCUCGUGGUAGUGGUGUAAAAGGUAUAACAUCUGAAUUUGCAACCAUGCGUGUGGGCUCAAGUAGUGGUCGAUCAAGUUCUCGAUCAAUACCUUAUUCAAGUAUGUCGGAACCUCAACCACAAACAACUGAAAAACAAGGUACGGCUGGUGAUCCAGUUAAUAUCAUAGCAAAUUAUAUAAAAAUAUUAACAAAACCUCAAUGGGAACUUUUUCAAUAUCAUAUUGAAUUUAUACCAAAUGUUGAAAAUAAACGUUUUCGACGUGAAAUAAUUAGUCAACAUCGAACAAAAUUUAAAGAUGUAGCAUUUGAUGGUACAACAAUUUAUACUUUUGAUGAUUUUGGUGAUUUUCCAGAAUUUGUUUGUUCUCAUCCAGCAACAUCGGAAGAAAUAAGAGUUGUUCUACGGAAAGUUGCACGAAAUUCACCUGAUUCACCAAUAUUUUUUCAUUUGGCUAAUCUUAUUGUUCGAAAAUUACUUGAAUUAUCGGGCAUGAAAUUAAUCGGUCGCAAUUAUUAUCAGUUUGAUCGUAAAAUUGAUCUUGAUCGAUAUAAAUUAACAUUAUUUCCAGGUUUUAUGACAAAUGUUAAUAUUUAUGAAGGAUCUUUGAUGGUUAAUGUAGAUUUAUCUCAUAAGGUGUUAAAUAAAACUACUGUAUAUCAACGUUUACAAGAUAUAUUUAGCCAAUAUCAAGAUGUGAAACAUGCUCAAGAUACUGCUACCAAAGAGUUAGUUGGUCAGGUAAAUAGAAUUGUGCUGACAACAUACAAUUCCAAAACGUAUAAAAUAGACGAAAUAGCAUGGGAUCGUUCUCCAUUGCAAACGUUUCCAAUGCGUGAUGGUUCACAAUGUUCAUUUAUUCAAUAUUAUGAAGAUAAAUAUCAAUUGAAAAUAAACGAUCCUGGACAACCACUUUUAGUUAGUAAACCAUCAAAAAAAGAUCGUCGAGCUGGUGUAAAUGCACCAUUUUUACUUAUACCUGAAUUAUGUUGUGUUACUGGUAUUAGUGAUGUAAUGCGUUCAGAUUUUCAUUUUAUGAAAGAAAUUGCUGGUCAUACACAUGUUGAUGCUAAUACUCGUUAUAAUCGUCUUCGACAAUUUGUGACUGAUAUUCAUCAAAAUUAUGAAUGUCAAGAUGAAUUAGCUAAAUGGAAUUUGAAACUUGACACUGAUCUAGUAAAAUUUGAAGCACGAAUUCUUGAUGCUGAACAUAUAUUGUAUUUUGAUCGUUCUGUGAGAUACAAUUAUAACGAGGCCGAUUGGAGUCGUGACGGUCGUAAUAUGCGUCAUAUUAGUGCUAAAUCUCUUAAUCAUUGGAUUGUAGUAUUUCCAGGAAGAGACGAACAAAUUUCACUAGGACUUAUUGAUGCACUUAUGCAAGUUUGUAACCCAUUCGGAAUGCAUGUUGAAUAUCCUUAUAUACAACAAUUAGUAAAUGAUCGACCUGAAUCUUAUCUUCAAGCAUUAAAAGAUUCUAUACCUCGUAAUACAGAUCUUGUAUUAUGUGUACUAUCUAAUAAUCGAAAAGAUCGUUAUGACGCAUUAAAAAAAUUUUUAUGUCUUGAUAAUCCUGUACCAUCACAGAUGGUUCUUACAAAAACAUUAUCACGGCGUAAUCAACUAAUGUCUGUUGCAACAAAAAUUGGUAUACAAAUAAAUGCGAAAUUAGGUGGUGAAGUAUGGGGUGUACAAAUUCCAACAAAAACUUUAAUGGUUAUUGGAAUGGAUUCAUAUCAUGAUUCAAAACGUCGUGGUGCAUCUGUAGGUGCAUUUGUUGCAUCAACAAAUCCAACAUUAACAAAAUUUUAUUCACGUGUUAUUUAUCAACGUACAGCACAAGAACUUAUGGAUGGUUUAGCUGUUUGUAUGAAAGACGCAUUAAAAGAAUAUUAUCAAAAUAAUAAUUGUUUACCAGAAAAAAUUGUUCUUUAUCGAGAUGGUGUUAGUGAUGGUCAAUUAGCAAUUGUAGCUGAACAUGAAUUACCACAAAUAAUCGAAACAUUUCCAAAGAUAAUGUCUGGUUAUGAACCAAAACUAGCCGUUAUUAUCGUAAAAAAACGUGGUAAUGCUCGAUUUUUUCAACAAGAAGGUCGUAAUAUACAAAAUCCUCAACCAGGAACUAUUAUUGAUCAUACUGUUACAAGUGCUGAAUGGUAUGAUUUUUAUUUAAUCUCACAAUGUGCUCGACAAGGAACAGUUGCUCCAACACAUUAUAAUGUUAUUUGGGAUCGAACAAAUUUUAAAGUUGAUCAUAUGCAACGAUUAACAUAUAAAUUAUGUCAUUUGUAUUACAAUUGGCCAGGAACAAUUCGAGUACCAGCUGUUUGUCAAUAUGCUCAUAAAUUAGCGUUUUUAGUUGGUCAAAGUCUUCAUCAAGAUUUUAGUGUGACACUUGCAAAUAAACUUUUUUAUUUGUAA
This is a messenger RNA of Rotaria sp. Silwood2, 2655 nucleotides long. Lineage: Eukaryota; Metazoa; Rotifera; Eurotatoria; Philodinida; Philodinidae. The record is from the annotation of a GenBank genome assembly.